Molecule: messenger RNA, 3616 nt
Organism: Lates calcarifer (barramundi perch)
Lineage: Eukaryota; Metazoa; Chordata; Actinopteri; Centropomidae
Exons: 8
Coding region: 720-1970 (416 amino acids)
Source: RefSeq, a predicted model, not a curated record
UAAUGUCAUUGGUCCAUAACAAUGAGAGAAGCUGUGUCUCAGGGCCUCUAUUAGCUUCACUGACUUUAAAAUCACUGCUUUUUACACGUUGUUAGGAUGAAAAUGUUCAGUUUCAGGAUUUUCUUUUCGUCAGGUCUGGUACGUUCAGAUGGCAAUGACAGGUUGGCCACAGGUGACAGCACAGACUGGCCCUGACAUGUUAGAGGAAUGUCAACUAACUGGAAGAGACCACUUUGAAACAGAGUUGUCCAGCAUUAUUCAGCUGACUGCAGGAACAACCUUCCCUUCCUGUUUCUACUGACAGGCGCAGUCUGUGUAAAAGCACAAGAGAAAGGGAAACGCUCUUCCUUAACAUUGUUUCCUGUCAUUCCACCAAAGCAACCGACGCUUUUGUCCUGUGUUCGGUCCGUUCCUGAAAGACUGAAGACAAACAAGAUGUGGGAGAUACCAGCCACAGCUGAACCCAGGGAUGGACGCGGCCUGCGGAGACAGAGGCGGGAGAAAACCACGGCCUGAACCAAGAGACGUGACGUCCUGCUGAGACAGGAGAAACCUCACAGAAUAGUGAAUACAAGAAGAUCCUGGCAUCUGCUGGCGAAACUGUCAUUUUGCCCUGCAACAUCACGGUCAGCGGCGAUAUCCCAACAGUCGAAUGGUCCAAGGAGGGUUUGAAACCAAACAUCAUCUUCCUGUACCGGGAUGGCUGUGAGACCUUUGAGAUGAAGAACCCGAUCUUCCAGUACAGGACAAACCUCAUCAUGAACGAAGUGAAAAAUGGAAACAUCUCAUUGAGGAUCUCUGACGUGCAGCUCUCUGACACGGGAAAGUACCAAUGCAAGAUCAUCCAGAGGAAGGACCACAAGGUCAUUGCAACACUGGAGCUCAUUGUGGGUGCAGUCUUGGAGCCAAAACUGUCAGUUGUGUCAUGUGUAGAUGAUAAAGUGACCGUGCAGUGUGAGGCGAACUGCUGGUCGCCAGAGUCUGAGAUUCAGUUUUUUGACGAUCAGGGAAUCAACAUCAGCACUGAAGACCAGAAGAGAGAGCAAGAUUCCAGCGAAUGUUUCACUGUCACAAGGAGAGUGACUGUGCAGACUUCUAUCAAGAGGGUCACAUGCAGAGUUCACCUCUCUCAGAUAAACUGGACCAGGGAAACAAAGAUUGACAUACCAGCAGAGUGCACAAGCUCCUGCACUGUGACCACUGCCAUUGCUAUUAUGGGGACCCUGUUUCUUGGAUCUGCAUGUGUAUUGGCAUGUGUCUUUUUAUGCAAGAAACAUGGCAGCUGUGUGGGGAGAAAAAAAUUGCCAGAGUCAGACCAGGAACAGGGUACAACACGCAGGAAUUCAGAGGAUAAUCACCUGAGAAACCAGGCUGGCGACAGUGAAAAUACCACCACUGAGCAUCUGAGAAAAAUCAAGGAACUGGAGUCGAACCUUUGUGACAGGGAUAAGAUCAUCCAUGGGCUAAAUGAAGAGGUGAAUGUCCUGAGAUCUAAGCUGAGUCCAGCUGUGUGCCAGCUCAGCCAGCCUACGAUUGACAAAAGUCCUUCCAAAUCCUCACCAGAGAUCUUAAAUCCCUUUAACCCGCACACACAUGGCAACAAUACUUAUCCAACUACCUCAACCAACAUCAGCUGUCCAAAAUCUGACAGCUUACCCCAGAGCAAAGAUUCAAAACCUCGUUUCUCAAGACAAAAUCCAGCAUUGGGCUCCCCAAUCAAAAGAAGCAGUCACAAUCACAGCAGUCCUGCUCUUUUGACAAAUAAAGAAUUAUCCAGCUCACCUUCACCCUCUGCUUCAGAGGAAAAACAUCUUGUCCGUUCGAUGAGCUUGUCUGAGUCCCAGUCUCGUCCAAAAGGUGCCAAGCCCCAGCGUAGAUUCACCAUCUCAGCCCUGGCUCAAAACUGUCGCAGUACCCUGGAAGAUUUACCAGAAGACUCAGAGCCCUUGAUUGUGCUGAACAGAGAUUAACGGAAAAAUGACAAGGCACCUUUUUUAUUUGGACAAAAGAAGCAAGAAACUAAAAGUCUAGGAUUGAAGUUUGGGUGGCUUUUGUAUAAAAACGUUAGCAUUACAGGUGUUAAAAAAGUGCUUGGUAGCCACGAGCCACCGAAAUGUGUUAAAUGGUCAAAGGUUUCAGCAGCCAAUAUUUUUAAACCUUAAAAAUUUGGGAGAAGUCACUGUUUUAAACUUGCUGUUCUAGUUAUACAUGGUUCUCUACAAGAAAAUCAGAAGUUUUGUCAUUAUCCCUUUUUAACACAAGCUGGAAGUUGAAAUGAAGUGAAAAAAAAAACUUUUUAAUUAACUAACCAUCUGUUGCCUGAUCAGAAAUCGUGAUUAUUAUCAUGAGUAAGUCUGUCAGUUUUUAACAGUCACCCUGGGGUAAACACUGUAUAUUUAGAUAUUGUAUUUAGUUUUUAAUCUGUAAUAAGCUGUGGCGUCCUAUAUAGAGCCACUUUUCAGUUCGGUUUGUCCGUUCCUGCUAUAGAGACAUGGCGGACUCCGUGGGAGAGGACCUGCUCCCUAUAUAGAUAUUACUUACUCAAUCUCACCAAACAAAAGCACAACGGUUAUUAGUUUAAGGUGAUUAUACAGUAAUAAAAACAUGUUUAUGUAGAUGAUAUUCCAUUUCUGACCAGUUCCAGUUUGGGUUGAGAUACAAAAAGGUACAUAGUGGACCAUGACAUCUUCUUCAGUCAAAAGAACCUAUUUUGUCUCAAGGGUCUGAUGCCCACCUGGUUCCACUAAUGGGAAUUUAAGGAAGAUGUCCUUAGCUCUGUAUUCACUGAAUAUGACAUGGGUUUUUGUUUUCUGUUCCCCAGCUCUGCCAGUUGGUUCUAAAUAUAAUUGGCCUGCACCUGAGGGAAACUAUCAAAUGGGUCAAGGUUUUAGGGGUUAGGGGUAGGGUUGUUGUUUUUAUCUAGUUGUUUUGAAGCUGAACUGGGGAACAGAGGUCCCUGGGAACUUAAGAGCUAGAAGUCUGAGAUCACAUUGGGGGCUUGCUCUCAGACUCUUGGAUCUCUUGUACUAUAAAUAAACUAAAGUUGAAUUGAGAUGAUUUUAGCAUGAACACAUUUUCAACAUGAAGAUGUUUAAUCUGGUGCUUCCUAGAUAUCAUCCGACCAACAGGUGAUAUCUGUAUAAUGUUGUUACUGUGAAUUAGCACUGGCAUCCUCUCCAGGUUUGAGAAAUGUAACCACAUCCUGUGAACAAAAGUCAUUCUCAUGAGAAAGACCAUUCAUUCUCAUGAGAAAGAAUGUAUAGAAGUGUGCUGAAAUGUAUAACCACCUCUCUCCUCUCUUCUAUUCAGUUUUCUGGUCUUAAAGCUUGAAAUGUUGUUUUUGCUGUUCCUCUUUAUAAGUUAAUUUGCUUGAAAAAGACAUAGCACGUUACUACAGUCAUAUAAAUUCUUUUAUUUUGAAAAUAUUAUGCACAUUUUACAUUACAGUACUUAGAAUUUGAUGAGUGGGGUUCUGUACAGAGGUCCAUUUGAUCUUUUAGUUUGCACUGCACUUUUGAUAAAGUAUUAAUACUCUAUUUGAAUUAUGUCUUAUUUUGUAUGCUUUUAAACCUUUUGUAAUGUGUAUCCUCUUUAGAAUAAAGGUUUUAUUUGUUAA